This is a messenger RNA of Drepanopeziza brunnea f. sp. 'multigermtubi' MB_m1, 297 nucleotides long. RefSeq lists its product as uncharacterized. NCBI's taxonomy places the organism in Eukaryota, Fungi, Ascomycota, Leotiomycetes, Helotiales, Drepanopezizaceae. The record is from RefSeq and is a predicted model, not a curated record.
AUGGCUUCUGCACAACAGCAGAAGAUCCGCCGAACUGUCUGGACUGGAGCCAUAGCUGCCGUGACAGCGACCGGAGCUUGGUAUGGGGCUGGGCUGAAGACUCGGUCCGAGAUCAAGCAGAAGGUUGAGAAAUCCCGCGAGGCGACAACUGCCGACAAGAUCGCUCAGCUCGAGGAACAACGAGGUGCAUUGAUUGCCAAAAGAUUGGGCCUCGAGAAGAAGAUUAAGGAACUGGAGAUGAGGGCCAAUGGAGCAACGAGAGAGGAGAGUGUGCAGGGACAAGAGAGGAAACGAUGA